This is a messenger RNA of Dicentrarchus labrax (European seabass), 3365 nucleotides long. RefSeq names its product adipose secreted signaling protein (gene adisspb). The record is from RefSeq and is a predicted model, not a curated record. The transcript is spliced from 6 exons. The coding region runs from base 673 to 1197 and encodes 174 amino acids. NCBI's taxonomy places the organism in Eukaryota, Metazoa, Chordata, Actinopteri, Moronidae.
GAGACAGAGAGAGAGAGAGAGAGAGAGAGAGAGAGAGAGAGAGAGAGAGAGAGAGAGAGAGAGACAGAGAGAGAGAGAGAGAGAGAGAGAGAGAGAGAGAGACAGAGAGAGACAGAGAGAGAGAGACAGAGAGAGAGAGAGAGAGAGAGAGAGAGAGAGAGAGAGAGAGAGACAGAGAGAGAGAGAGAGAGACACAGAGAGAGAGAGAGAGAGACAGAGAGAGAGAGAGAGAGAGACAGAGAGAGAGAGAGAGAGAGAGAGAGAGAGAGAUGACCUCCUCUUCCUCCCCGUCGAUCCGGUGCAGGUGUCUCGCGACCACCGGAACCACCGUCACGUUCUAAACCUCACGCGUAAAGAAACACACACGCGAGCAGCAGCAGCCGCCGCCGCGAGCAAACCACGUGAUCGAACGCGGAAAUUGUCCGUUGGAGAAAGUGCAGUCUGUCUGUCGGUCGGUCGGUCUGUCUGUCGGUCUGUCGGUCUGUCUGUCUGUCGGUCGGCGGGGAGCUGCUGCUGGUGUUAGUGGUGGUGGUACACAGAGGUAACGACGACGGUGUCCGAGUUUCACCCGUCGAGGACAAAGUAAGGGUUGAUCUGAGGUCACGCUGCUGAGAUGACUAGGCUGUGAUAGUGUUUGUCGAAGUGUGUCUGUACCGGACUAAUUCCUGUGACAUGGCUGCUGCUAAGAAGAGUUGUGCGAAGGGAGGAGGCGUGCGCUUCUCAGAGGAACCCCCCGCUGCCGGAGCCCCAUCACAUGUUCACUUCGACGAAAAGCUGCAUGACUCCGUCGUCAUGGUGACUCCGGAGGAUGACGGCAACUUCAUGGUCAAGGUUGGCUUCCUAAAGACGCAGCACCGGUAUGAAAUAGUGUUCACCUUGCCUGAGGUCCCAGCUCUGGGGAAGGAUGUGUGUCCAGCACCAGUACCCAGUCCACACCUCCGGAUCACUGAUAUCACACCGGCACCAGAGGGAGGUCUGAAGGUGACGUGCGAGUACAUGGCGCAGCAGGAGGGAGUUCUGUGUGAGGAGGUGCUGCUGCUGAGCGAGACCAACGAGGACGUCUGUGUUAAAGUCAAAGUUCACGCUCGAGUCAUGGAUCGUCACCACGGCACACCCAUGCUGCUGGAGGGAGUCCGCUGCAUCGGGGUGGAGUUGGAGUACGACUCCGAACAGAGCGACUGGCAAGGAUUUGAUUAAAGAUGAAGCUCCUGUACACACACUCAUAUAAACACACUCACACACAUAGCGGCCAUCAUAGAACCGUACACCUACUAAAUUAAACACAACACACACCUGUAAUUUUCCCACAUAGUGACAGCGUACACACACAGAUGAUAUUUUUAGUGCCACGUUAUGUUUCAAGCCUCGGGUUUUGAUUCAGUGUUCAGUUUUGGAUUCAGAGGAAGUUGAAUUGUUUUGCCUGCUGAAAAUAAUUUAAAUAAAAAAAAAAAAACAUUCCUCUGCUGUGACCUUCACACCAUCGACAGCAUCUGAACGGACGGUUUGUCUAUUUGCCACGUCUUGUCUUUCCUCUCUCUCUCUUUCUCUCACCGUGAUGUUGUUAAUCUGUACUCUCCUCACUGAACCUCUAGAGGGCGGCAGCGCUCCUUGAAUAUCAGUGCAGCUCCUUUUCACUGCCUCUUGUGCUCCGGUUCACUCUUUUCCAAACUGUACCCCAACGUGGAUUUAACAGGUGAGGGAGUAAACAAGGGCUUUUUUUUAUUAUUAAUUAAGUAGCUUGGAAUUUAACUUUAGGUAAGCAAAAAUAAAUAAAUAAAUCUGCACAAUUCAGGGAGGAAGAGAGGAACUGAUUAACAGCAUGUAAUGUCUCUGUUUAACCUGAAGGGGGGGACUGCAGACCACUGUGUGUAACACUCCUCCUAUCUGAAGGCUGUUUCAUGGAGUGUGGUCUACUUCUCCAUUUAAAGGAAAAAUCCAACAAUUUCAUGAAUUGUGUCGCCCCUAGUUACCCCUCAACCUGCCCUGACUACUACUGAAUUUGCUCUAUUCUGCAUUUCCCAGGAAAUCCCAAAGAACAUGUGUGAACUUAUUUCAAUAGGAGUAUGUGUGGGGGGAAAAAAACAGAGAAUAAUGCCUCUAAACAUUUCUUUUCUUUUUCUUUUUCUGUGGUGGAUUUCUCCGGUAUGAUUAUUAAACAUUUGUGUCAAGUAGUGCAUCUAGAAAGAAGCGCUUUGUCUUUAAUUGUCAGGAACUGAUACCAAAAUCUGAGGUUUAGCGUCCAUGUUUUAGGUCUAGCAAACAUUUCUCUGCACCGUAAAGCUGCAAAUGUUUCAUUCAUGUUGUUUUGUUUCGCCACUUUCCAGUAAAAUAAUUUAAAAAAAGAAGAUUUAAACACAGAUAUUACGCACUGUGCAUAGCCGAAAGCUGUUUUAAAGGUGAAAAAUCAAACUGAAACAAGUAGUCGAUUAAUUAGUUAGACAGUCAACAAAAAAUAAUCGAUUAAUGAUGCGUUUCUCUGUUUAAUAUUUUUGUAAAUUUAAUGUUUUUUGGCUUUUGGACUGAUUCUUUUCACUAUAGAUCCACUAAUCAAGGAUCAUUAGAUUAAUCAACAAUGAGAAUAUUCUUGCAUUAAAGUGUUUUGAGUGGAUUUUUCCUUUAAGAAAACCAGUCCUGCAGAGUUCGGGAAGGAUUUUGUUUCUCUUUGUUGGGAUUUCAUGAAGCCUUCAGAACACACACAUUCGACACAAGUGCCUUUCGUUGUACCGUCCCAGUUCUCAUUUAGCCUGAUGUAGUUUCACCAUCCCGUCACAUACUGUACCCACCACACACACACACACACACACACACACAACACACAGACCAGUGUGGAGCGUCCAUAAACAUCCAGUGUAACGUUGUUUCCAGUGUUAAAUCCCACUUCUUCCAUGGCUUGCUUCAAACAGGUGUUAUCACAGUAGGAGUGCAGAUCAGAGAGAGUUGACAGACGCUCUUCUUCAUUUACAUUUGUACUUAAAGAGAAAGUGCCAUGAUCUCGUUGCACUGUCGUCUCCCUCUUUCUUUCUUUCUUUUUUUUUACAAAAUCAUGACAUUUUCUCUGUGUGAAUCAACAUUUUAUUGUUUUUGUUACACCCGAUUGAAUACAUCAGCCUUAAAGGAAACGAUUCUGUGUGUAAUUUCUCUACUACGAGCUGUUGGUGUAGUGCAGAUUAAAUAGAUUUAUUUGAUGUUUGCUUGUGUGUAAUACAGGUCAAAGUCCGGUUUGUUUCUUCUUAGUGUAAAAAAUGAAGUGCUCAAUAGGUUACUGUUUCAAGAAUGUAGCAGUUUAUUUGUUGAUAUCUGCUCCCUGUGUGUGUGAUUUAUAUUUUUAAUGUCAAAAACUGAAUAAAAAAUGUCUGUAUGUUUGA